This is a messenger RNA of Dermacentor andersoni, 3342 nucleotides long. NCBI's taxonomy places the organism in Eukaryota, Metazoa, Arthropoda, Arachnida, Ixodida, Ixodidae. The record is from RefSeq and is a predicted model, not a curated record.
UGACCUUCCUACGUAAAAUGCUUGCCGUUUUUCCGCCUGUUCGUCUAGAUUAACAAGUCCUCUAUUUUAUUGUUGUGUUGUAUAUUCUUCAAGUUCGAUUUAUUUUGACUAUGCUGGAACACACUGCAUCUGGUUGGGCAAGCAUAACUGAUGCGAAAUGACCGGACACUACGCAUCAUCGACGUCGGUGGAAACGGAGCGGCGACGUUCUCUGCUCGACCGCUGCUGGAGCGUCCCUUUCGGGGUAGCCCUGUCCGCAUUCCUGCUGGUCAUGGUGAGCUCCUGUUACGGGUAUUUGUCCGUGCUGUUCAGGGAGAAGUACGGCGUCAGCCAUGAGAAGGUGUCCUGGCUCGCAAGCACUUUGGUCAUCGCGCAAAGCUCUUCGGGACUCCUAGUAAGUCAGCUACAGCACAGAAUAUCCGUCUAUCACAUCAGUCUCAUGGGAAGCUGCUUGGCAUCCGCAGGCCUCGUGGCGUCAGCCUUCGCCCCUGACAUUGCCUGGAUGACGUUUACUUUAGGGAUCAUGUAUGGAACUGGCAUAGGAAGCGCUCUUCUCGGCCUGUGCCUAUACCUGCUGCUGUACUUCGACGAGUACAGAGGCACAGCCACUGCCAUUAUGUGGAUCUUAAGAGCCACGUCCGGAAUGGCUGGCAUGCCACUCCUGUGGCAUCUCACGGGAACCUACGGUAUUCAAGGCUGUCUUCUCGUGAUGGGAGGCUUGGUGUUGCAUUGCGUGCCAAUGAUCAUGCUCAUCCAGUCACCGCGACCCUGCAGACUGUUCUUCCAAAAGGCGGUCAACAAAAGUACAGUUUACGCAACAGACGACAAAAAUGUGGAAAGCCCGGGUAAAACGAUCGCAACAGCUGUCUCGUCGACGGACUACGAGUGGCCUGAAUCUGCCGUCCGCGAAGAGAAGGCACCUACGAGCAGGCUGCGUAUUGCUUUGACAAGCUUUACGUCGAUGCCCUUUUACGUGCUCGUCAUCCAGUCUGUCAUUUCCGAGUACGUGUUUGUCUCCUUCACUGUGACCAUUGUCGCGCACGCUGUAGAUAAGGGACUAGAACUUCAUCAGGGUAACCAGGUCGUCGUCUUCUCUGCUGUGGGACUCCUGAUUGGUCGGACCAUCAUGCCUUUCGCGACCGACAAGAUACGCUUCAGCCGAUGCCCCACGUCGGCCCUCUGCUACUUAGUGGCCGCGGUCUGCAUGCUCCUACUGGUGUGGAUACAGUCCUUUGGCGGCAUGAUCCUUCUGACUGUUGUGAUGGGAGUGGCACAGGGCUACAUACUAUGCAUCAAGACUGUGCUUAUAGCUGACUACGUGGGGGUGUCGGGAGUCAGUUUUUGCUGCGGCGUAGGAGGCCUGGUGACUAUUCCCGUGUGGCUUUGCGGACCUGCCGUUAUAGGAUUCUUCCGUGACACGAAAGGGUCAUACGAUCUACUGUACGUGACGUUCGCUGCUCUCUGCUUUUUUGUCGCAACGCUGCUGGCGUACUUGACCUGCAGUGACGUAGCCCAACGAAAGCGUCGAAGGAAGCAAUGCCUUGGCGACGACGGAUCGGCUGAAAUGACACCGAUGAACAAAGACCUAAUUACUUCCACACUGAAGGAAUGCAUCGACUGCUAAUGUAGAAAAUUUCUCGUGAACGAAGUGACAGCCUCGGUGUUUUCAUGAGGCGGGAAGCCAAGACGAGAAAGAGUUAUUUGGCGUUGAAAAACAAUGCGUCGUCCCACACCUUUGUUAUAUGAAAGUUAAAAGCUCAUUGACGAGGUUCCUUCUCCCAACACCGCACUGAGGCUAUGAGAGAGCAGAGGCCGCGGUUUGGUUUCGAACUUUUGUGGGUCGAAUGCUUGCGUCUGGAUGCGUAAUUAUGCACGAAAUAAACUAAGUUCACAUUGUUCGAAGUCGAAUUGAGAACUCACGUAUAUGUUUUGUUGAUAAAGGCAAUCAAGUAAUUAACCAUAAGUAUUUAAUUCAUUUAUUGCGGUUCUAAAUGACUAGGCAUCAAUUAGGAAGUUGUAUACAUCUAUGGGAAACAUCCAAAAUUGAUGUAUCGCGCGCAUAGAAUUAGCGUGUCCUUUUCGCAGCUGAAAUUGAAAGUGUUCAAGAUAUAGAAAUAUUCCACUUGAUUUUUCAUUUACUCGCACCAGAAAGCAGCGCCCUCUUGCGAUCACUGGGUACUGAAGAUAACAAAGAUCACUGCGCACGCACUACUUCCCCGACGCGCUGUUUCGGUGCUCUCUCCCAACCAACACCAACGCGACGUAUUGUCUCGGGAUAUGCGCAAGCGUAGAUUUGGUACACUAACUCUAUGGGCGCGAGGAAUUAAUAACCCUCCAACUUAGUAUUAGUGAUUUCGUUUGAGGGCACUACAUUCUGGUGCGAGUUUAGUGCGCGUGAACGCGUAUUCGCCGGUUAUUUCCCAAUUUAUAGGGCUUUCUCCUUCCGCUGGAAAAAUUAGGCACGAUAGAUGUAUAUUUCUGGGAACAUACCUGUUUGAUGUUUUUUAUGGAUGUCUGUAACUUCUCAAUGGACGUUUCUUUAAUACGGCAGAGAAUAACCCAUUACACAACUAGGUUUAUUUGACUCCUUGAAUGUAUUAAGCAAAAAUAUUACUGGCAGCUUCUCUCAUCUACUGUUAACAAUAUGUACUUUGAUUCCUUCAUGCAAAGUAAUCCAUCUUUUUUAAAGCUUGGCUCAUGUUAGUUGUGAAAUCACGUAUGUGUUUGGACACGCUUUAUACAAGGUAUGUUCAGGCCCGGUGAGAGUACUUAGGUGCUUUCAGAAUUCUGUUGAGCUCAGAAAGAGCCGGUACAGCCCAAAGAACAAAAGAAAAAGCAAAGGAUAGGUAUAGCUUUAAGGAAGCCACGAAAAAUAGCACAUUUCUCUAAGAAGGUGAGUUCUCCUUGCAGCUUGCGCAGUGCACUGUUUGCAGAGACGCUGCAUGGCCGGAACGGGAACCACAGAUAGUACUUUGCCAUUCUAGAGUUGUAGAUUACGAAGCGGCGGAGUGGUUGAGCAGAUUCGGGUGAAGGCUGCUCGGUAACUGUGCUCAGUGGUGGAGUGGUGUUUAGUAAUGCAUUAAGGGUAACAUUGUUUAUUAAGUGGUUUAAGUGUUGUGAAGCACUGGGCCUCUACGUACUACAUGUACAAGUGGUGUAACAAAGUUCUGGCAUAGCAGUGUUCAACAAUCAUAUUUUUGUGUUCUGUAAUGAACUGUGUGAAGACUUCAGUAAAGUGAGUACUUCAAAUGAAAUGAUGUGUGAUGAAUGUGUACGCUCGUGCGAACGAGGAAAAAUGGUGAAAGACAUGGCGUCCUGGUGUUGGGCAAAGCUUUGAAGAUG